AUGAGUGAUUCUGACUUUCCCGAGCUUCCUUCAUUCGAGGCCUUCGACACGGAGGACCGGCCACCGCCUCCUUCCAUUGAAGACUACCCAAUAGGAUGCGAGGUGGAGCUUGUUGACAUUGGCCCCGCGAAGGUGGCGCAAACGGCGGAGCUAUGGGAGCCUUUUAUGGACGAGUUAUUCGGGCAAUAUCGGCGGUCCGUGCGAGUUGUGCGUCACCAGGGCGACUACACGUUUGUUGUGUGUGAAACUGAGCCUGAUUUAAUUAUUGGUUGCACCUUAUACCGCGCCUGCCUCAGUGAGCCCAAGGUGCGCUUCAAGAAAUACAUGCCAAGCAAUGCCACGGAAGGUCCUAUUGCCACAAUCGGCGUUAACACGCGAGACGCCAAUGACAACGGUCUCUUUGAGCUCUACACCAGCACCCACGAGGACGUGGUGCACGAAGCAGAGUUCGCGGUGCCUUCCGCGGCCUCUCCCCGUGGAAAAGAUACCGUGGGCGCAAGUAUGUGGGGCAACCACCGCCAUUCACCAGGUGAAUCUCCUCGACGUCCGCGUGGCGGCGAUGGAGAAGCCAAGUCGGAGGUACCUUCCGCUGGGAAAGGUGAUGCGGCACGUUAUAAAUACAACUACGCUACCAGGAAGGCCUAUGACGCCCUCAGUAAGGAGAAUUACAAGGAAGCGGUGCGCUACUAUACAAAAGCGCUUAAAUAUAGCCCUGAUGGAGGGGCAAGAUGUCUAUCAAACCGUUCUGUGGCAUAUCUCGGAUUGCGCAAUGUGGAGGCCGCCUUCUUAGAUGCCACACGUGUAAUUGAGUUAACACCUCAAAGUUUCGUUGGAUACGUGCGUGCUGGGAAUACACUGCGUGGGAUGAAACGCUACGAAGAGGCAAGAACCUACUACGAGAAGGCGCUUGCGCUUGACCCAAACAACGAGACACUAAAGUAUCUGCUGCUGAGUAACGCCAUCAUGAUGUUGUACGCCUCCAAAUAUGAGCAUCGUAAGGCAGCCUCUAUUGCCUUGGACCGCAAAACUCUGAAUGUCGUCCUUUUGGCGAAAAAGGACAUGCGACCCGGCGAAUUGGCGUGGGUGGAAUCAUCUGCGGCGGUGGUACUACUGAGGUACUAUGGCCAUGUAACGGACGCGGGCGACAGCGGCGUUCAAGGGGACCAGGACAAGGAAAUCCCACCUAGCGUCUGUUUUCAGUGCUUCCGACCGCUGACGAGUAUUGAGGAGUUUUGCAAAAGCCUACCUGAAGUUGAGCCCUCCACGCUUAAAAAGUUGUACAAUGAACACAAGAUUGUGCAAUGUAAUGGUCAUUGCGGAGUUUUGUAUUGCUCUGACAGCUGUCGGUCGAAGGCCUGGGCGGCGCACCACUGGGUGGAGUGUGUGACCCAAGGAAAGUGGUCUGAGGCGUACCGUCAGGUUCCUGGGCUGUUGAAGGAUUUUGCUACGUCUUACAGCGCUGUGCCGAGCAGCGAGCGGCAUAGCGGCAAUAAUAUUCACCCUGAAAAGGGAGGCUGCUUGUCCCCUAUUCUGGAGGACAACGUUGAUGUUAUUGUAGCUUGUGCUCGCAUUGCCUGUCGUAUGUUUGCCAAGAUUCUGAGUAAUGGACGACCCUUGGAGGAUGCGGUUCACAUCUUUGAGUGGAUGCUACCUAAGGAGAGCACCUACAACUCCUGCGUGAGCCCGCCUACCAACAACUUGGUGCAAAAGAGCGUUAUUGACGACCUGUUGAUUCCUGUGUACAACGCAUUUCAGCAAUGCUUUACAGCAGAGGAGGCGCAUUACCUGUCCUUCAAUGCAUUUCUUCACUCGUACGAACGUGCCAGAUUUAACUGUGUGAAGCUGCGCAUAUCCGCAUGGCCCGGAAUUCGGGAGAAGGCAGGGAACUACAUUGACCUUAUGAAGAUCCGAACUAGCGAAACCGGCGCCGCCCCUGCGGACGGUCACCCGAGAAGCGAAAACGCCGGCGGAGGGUCCCCCACAGACUCGCAACUCACUCAGUUGGGGCGUAUAGUGAACACCCCGGCGGAGUCGGUGGCAGGCUACUUUGAGUGUCUGGGCGUCUUCAAGGUCUUUGCGGCAACGUUUGCUCCAAGGUGCGCGCAGCAGGAGCCGCAGGCACGCUACAAUGUGAAGGUGCGGCCCAUCAUCGAGCCCGGCGCCAUUAUUCACAUUGAUGUCACGGAGAGUAUCCAGCGGGACGAACAGCUUGUCUCGGACAGGUUACUCAACGAGGCGAUUGCAUAG
Molecule: messenger RNA, 2247 nt
Organism: Trypanosoma conorhini
Lineage: Eukaryota; Euglenozoa; Kinetoplastea; Trypanosomatida; Trypanosomatidae
Exons: 1
Coding region: 1-2247 (748 amino acids)
Molecular function (GO): Hsp90 protein binding
Source: RefSeq, a predicted model, not a curated record